Messenger RNA from Aureobasidium vineae, 1359 nucleotides. Lineage: Eukaryota; Fungi; Ascomycota; Dothideomycetes; Dothideales; Saccotheciaceae. The record is from the annotation of a GenBank genome assembly.
AUGGGCUCCUUAUGGCACGUCCAGAAUGAACCAUUCCCAAACCUUACUUGGUCGACUGUCUCGUGGAAUCUGGGAGCUGCACUGUUCCCCUUGCUCUUUGUGCCUCUGACUGGAAAUUUCCUUCGCGCAAAAUUUUGCUACUAUGGUCGUUACUCGAUUCAUUGGAGGUGGCGCAUCAUCAGUCAGUAUCAACCUAGUGGGAGGCUCCAUAUCAGAUCUGUACCGGACAGAGAAAGAAAGGUAAUGGUUCUUAACAAUGCAAAUUCAACGAUCGAUCCCAAUGUCCAUUUUCGGAUGGACAUCGGUAGAAUUGCACUUGGCCCCUUCAUAGGUGGGGCCAUUCAGCGAAAUCUCAAUUGGAGAUGGAUACAUUAUAUUCAAAUCAUCUUCAAUGUACGUGUCAGAGGAGCCGCUCCUAAGAUUUUAACUAAUUCUUUUAUAGNNGCUGGGUGCCUUCCUAUCUUCUGGUUUCUCCUUAAGGAAACUCGAGGCGAUGUAAUUCUCGCAAGGAGAGCCAAGAAACUUCGCAAAGAAGGCCGGAAUGCUUAUGCUAGAAGCGAACUAAACAAGGACAAUGUACUUGAGAUGCUAAAGGUAUCCUUCAAAAGACCUACCAAGAUGCUAUUGACAGAGUAUACUGUCGCCUCAUUCACCACCUUUAGCACAAACUAUAGGUUCAGUGUCUUUCAGACCUCGCUUAUACAGCUCUCUCUGAGUGCAGGAGCUACGAUAGCCACCAUUGUCAACCCUUUUCAAGACCAACCCUACCUGAGAUCGGCGAGAAGAAACAAAGAAUCUCCAGGAAAGCCUAUACCAGAGGCCAGACUUUACUUUUCCAUCCCAGGUUCUCUAAUCUUUACGGCAGGAUUGUUCGUCUACGGGUGGACAUCGUACACUUUUGUUCCUUGGAUUGCACCAGCUAUUGGCAUAGCGAUGGUUGGUUUUGGUAUCUACUCCAUCUACCAAGCUGUUGUUUACUCUGCCUCUGCACUGUCGGCGGCAUCUUUUGGAAGAAACGUCUUUGGAGCAUUUCUUCCACUUGCGUCUCCUCAAUUGUAUUCCAAUCUUGGAUAUCAAUGGGCUUCCACUCUGCUCGGCCUAGUUGCUCUGAUUCUGAGUUUGGCUCCUGUGUUCCUUCUUAUCAAAGGAUCUGCUAUCCGAGCUAGGAGUCCAUUCAUGGCAGGUUCGUUCUUCUUUGUGUUCAAAACAGUUCUUGUACUUACCAAGUCGCUGNCAGAGUCUGCAUACGAUGACGAAGUUGCGGAAGAGAGAANNAAAAACGUAUCAGUGGCAAAACCAGCCGGUCGAGCGGGAGGCAACCCUGGACCUCAUGGUCAAGCGGUACCUGCUACUGUGUAG